AUGAUCCAACGAUGGGCAUACAUUCCUCGGAUGGUGUCGAAGCAACCUUUCGUUUACCACGCAAGGACAUUUAUCUUGGGUAUCGAAACGAGUUGCGACGACACGGCGCUGGCGAUUAUUCGUGGGCGCAAGGUUCUAAGCAGCCGCCGUUUCGCUGAUCGCCGGCUGCAAAAUGUGAUGGGCGGGAUUACUCCUUCUCUCGUUGCUGACCAGCACCGUUCAUGUAUCCCUGGGCUGCUGGAGGAGUGCUUGACGGAGGUUCGCGCCGGAGUGGCAGAUCUUGAAGCGGUGGCUGUCACAAAUCGUCCCGGAUUGGUCAUCGCCUUGAAAGCUGGUGUACAACAUGCAUUGAGGAUUGCAAGGCGAGCUCGCUGCAAGCUGAUACCCGUACAUCACAUGAGGGCCCAUGCUGUAUCCUCUAUGUUGGUCAAUGAGAAGAUACAGUUUCCAUUCGUCACAAUCCUCGUCUCGGGCGGACACUGCCUAUUCGCACUCUGCCGUUCGGCGUCAGAUUUUGAGCUCCUCGGCACGGCCAUAUCUGGCUCACCGGGCGAAUGCCUCGAUAAGAUUGGGCGUAAGCUGAACCUGACCACUUCAUUUCCGGAUUUACAUGUUGGUGCAGCAAUUGAACUUCUGGCUUCUGGAGCUUCGGCUUACGGGCACCUACGAUACAACGUGAAGGGCCCUUCCACAUCUGGUGCAGACACUGAUUUCUCUUCUAUCAAAAGCUCCUUCCUGAAUCUACUGGACCGCGGAGAUUCUAUUUCCGUAGAAGAUUUCUGCGCGAGCGUUCAGUUUUGUAUAGCACGGCACUUGGCCCAAAAAUUUUACGCGGCGCUUGACUACUUAUCAGGGACUAGCGACCUGGACGAGGUGGCGCAUGUUGUCAUCGGUGGCGGUGUGGCAGCAAAUAAAUAUUUCUCGAACGCGAUGGCCAAGGUGGCAGCGCACUACAAUUUGGGAUUUUAUCAGAUUCCGACGCAUUUAUGUACCGAUAAUGCCGAAAUGAUCGCAUGGACAGGGCAGUUAUUAAUCAGCGAACGAGCACCGGAAAUCAUCUUGCCGGCCGAAAUUCCGGAUUAUCUGCACUGUUCGGAUCGAGAACUUAUCGGUGCCGACCUCCGCUCGAACGUACCCACCCCGAAAAGAAAAAUUGUUAGCCGCUCGUUACAUGGCGAUGCUCAAUUGAUGCUGAAUGAUGUGUAUUUG
Molecule: messenger RNA, 1209 nt
Organism: Mesorhabditis spiculigera
Lineage: Eukaryota; Metazoa; Nematoda; Chromadorea; Rhabditida; Rhabditidae
Source: the annotation of a GenBank genome assembly